Diaporthe citri is the source of this 1563-nucleotide messenger RNA. RefSeq lists its product as uncharacterized. The coding region runs from base 1 to 1563 and encodes 520 amino acids. Lineage: Eukaryota; Fungi; Ascomycota; Sordariomycetes; Diaporthales; Diaporthaceae. The transcript has 9 exons. The record is from RefSeq and is a predicted model, not a curated record.
AUGCUUAAAUUGGAUGCGCCCGGGUCGAAGGACGAGGAGCAUGGCAGUCCUACCGAGGCUCAUGGAGACUCAAAAGACGACCAUGGCUCUACAAUGCACCCAGUGAGAGACUCGGGAGUAGAUGAUAUGUCCAUCUACCUUGAGUCGCAGCCUGAGAUCGUCAAGAGAGAAAGUGCAACAUUACUGGAACUGUUUUUCGACCUCUGGUUCGUGGCCACGCUCAAUAUUUUCCCAUCGACCCACGAAAUAAUUGAGUUGAAAGAUUUGGCGUCAUACAUUGAAUUUGAAUUUCUUCUUUGGACUACUUGGUUUCUAGUGGUCAUUUAUGAUGUGAGGUUUCUCGCAGAUAGUUGGACAGAACGUAUUGUCUUGGCCUUGCACCUUGCGGUCAUGAUAUCUUUUACCGAGGUGGCCCCUUUUUUCAACGCUUUGCACAAGAUGACGGGCGUUUCCAUGACGUUGGCCGCGACACUGAUGCUAUCUCGACUUGUUCUGUUCGCACAGAAUGCCAUCAUCCUCUGGCAUUUGAGACAUUACAGGAAGGCCCGGGUGCCGAUGCUCAUAACAGUGUCGAUUCCUCUCGCUGCGGCCAUCUGCUAUGCCGGCAUUCUAGGCGCUACCAGCUCUUCGAACCAACCGGCGACUCACGAUGUGCUGUUUGUCAUUUCCAUGUUGGAGAUAGUAGGGAACUUGGCCGUCUCUAUGGUUCGAAAGUACAAAGUUGUCAGCUUUGAGGGGUCCCAUUUGGCGGAGAGGCUCAAUCUUCUCACGCUCAUCAUCCUCGGUGAAGGAUGGCACGAAUGGACCAUAUCCAUGUGGACUGUAUUCGUGUCAGGAUUUGUGGCCAUCUACCUGAUCUUCCAGAUCUAUUUCGACUGGAUGCAUCCCAACCACAUGGCCUCCCGCCGACAGCUUCUUUGGGCGAUGCUUCGCGCGCCGUUCCACUUUUCUCUACUCAUCGUAAUGGUCGCAGUGAACAAGGUCAUGUCGAGGCUGAAUGAUAUCUCGCACCUCCCAGAUGAGCUAUGGGGGCAAAUAUUAAGGAACGGUGGCACGCCUGUCAGCAGGGUCGGAUUUUCCCGUGGCAAUUCAACAAUUACGGACCAUUGGCUCAUUGACAGGGAGGAUCUCUUGUGUUCUGUCAUGAACUCAGUGUUGAGCAAUUUUGGGAUGAGCGGCAUCAAACGCGAUCGCUUGUCCGCCAUGUCAGUUGCCAGCUAUAUCGGCAAGAAGUUCAACCUUGUGUUCAUCUACGCCUUCCUAUCAGCCGGCGUAAUGCUGAUCCUACUUACCAUUCUCCACGGCGUUUCGAAGAGGCAGGGCUGGGCUGUGUUCAACAUAUUGCGCUCAGUCGUAAUAGGACUCAUGGGCGUCGGGCUGUGUCUUGUCACGCUGCUCGCGACGGGCAAGACAAACAAGUUGGCUGAGACCCCCUGGCCUCUUCCCCUUAUGUACAUCAUAUUCACCGUUGUCGUGGUCGUCAUGUACGUCCCCCAUCCCAAGCCUCUUACAUUUGAGCGGCUAAAACGCAGCGCCAAUGGGCUUCAUCACAGGCACGCCUAA